Messenger RNA from Stegastes partitus (bicolor damselfish), 6169 nucleotides. RefSeq names its product laminin, beta 2-like (gene lamb2l). Gene Ontology annotation, biological process: tissue development; animal organ morphogenesis. The coding region runs from base 125 to 5650 and encodes 1841 amino acids. The record is from RefSeq and is a predicted model, not a curated record. Lineage: Eukaryota; Metazoa; Chordata; Actinopteri; Pomacentridae. The transcript is spliced from 35 exons.
GCAGCAGGACGACACGGAGAGUGAAGAAAGCGAAAGCAGUUCCCCCGGUUGUGUUGGAGAGAACCGGUCCGCAGAAACGAGCAGCCAGACAAGCAGCCUGGUGUCCCUGCGUCCAGGCAACCCGAUGUCCAUCAUGACUACGCAUCUGGGCCUCCUCGUUCUGGCUCUCGGCGUGAUUGGACAGGAGUUCCCGUCGAGCCCUCACGGCUGCACCGAGGGAAGCUGUUACCCGGCAACAGGGAACCUUCUGAUUGGACGGGCCGUCAACCUGAGCGCCACGUCCACCUGCGGCCUGAACAGACCGGAGAACUACUGCAUCGUCAGCCAUCUGCAGGAGUCGGACAAGUGUUUCGAGUGUAACUCCCAGCACCGCUACGACCCGUACCGCCACCGAAACAGCCACCGCAUCGAAAACGUGAUCUACCUCAUGGACAGGAACGGAGAGCACACCUGGUGGCAGUCCGUCAACGGGCAGGAGAACGUCAGCAUCCGCCUGAACCUGGAGGCCGAAUUCCACUUCACACAUCUCAUCAUGAAGUUCAAGACUUUCCGACCUGCAGCGAUGAUCAUUGAGCGUUCGGCUGAUUUCGGCCGUACGUGGCGCCCCUAUCGCUACUUCGCCUCCAACUGUACGAGGACUUUUCCCGGCAUCGCUGCCAACGGCCUGCAGCACAUCAACGACAUCAUCUGCGAGGAACGCUACUCCGACAUCGAGCCCUCCACUAAUGGGGAGGUCAUUUAUAAGGUCUUGGAUCCUGCCAUUCACGUAAAAGACCCGUACAGCCUGGACAUUCAAGAACUUCUUCGCAUCACCAACCUGCGCAUCAACUUCACGAAGCUCAACACUCUGGGCGACGACCUGCUGGACCGACGCUCCGACGUCCUGCAGAAGUACUACUACGCCAUCUACGAGCUGGUGGUCAGGGGCAGCUGCUUCUGUUACGGUCACGCCUCGGAGUGCGCUCCGGUGCCGGGGGUGGACGCCCGGGAGACCGGCAUGAUCCACGGUCGCUGCGUCUGCAAACACAACACCGAGGGCCUGAACUGCGAGCGCUGCAGAGCUUUCCAUCACGACCUGCCGUGGAGGCCAGCGGAGGCGGAGAACCCUCACACCUGCAGAGAGUGUAACUGCAACGGCCACUCCAGCCAGUGCCACUUCGACAUGGCGGUGUAUCUGGCCACCGGGAACGCCAGCGGGGGAGUUUGCGACGACUGUCUGCACAACACGAUGGGACGCAACUGUGAGAUGUGCAAACCGUUCUACUUCCAGGACCCCAACAGGGACAUCCGGGACCCGCGGGUUUGUGUCGCCUGCGACUGCGACCCGGUGGGAUCCCUGGAGGGCGGCGUGUGCGACAGUCACACCGACCUGGACAUGGGGAUGAUCGGCGGUCAGUGUCGCUGCAAAGCCAACGUGAAGGGAACCCGCUGCGACGACUGCAAGGAAGGUUACUACGGACUGAGCCAGAACGACCCGCUCGGUUGCCAGCCGUGCAACUGUGACCCUCGUGGCAUCAUCAUGAUGGGAGCUCCUUGUGAUCAGAUCAGCGGCGACUGCUCCUGCAAACGAUACGUGACUGGGCGCUACUGCAGCCAGUGUUUGCCCGAGUACUGGGGGCUCAGUAACGACCUGGCCGGCUGCAGACCUUGUGACUGUGACUUCGGUGGCGCCUUCAACAACAGAUGCAUGAUGGAAAGCGGCCAGUGUGACUGCAGGAGGCACCUAAUUGGUCGGCAGUGUUCGGAUGUGCAGCCGGGGUUUUACUGUGCUCCGCUGGACUACUACAAGUACGAGGCUGAGGACGCCACCGGACACUCUCCCAGCGACUCUGCACUGCCGGGUAAAGUUCGUCCUCAGGCCACCAACGACUGCGUCGAGCAUCUCAGCAACCAGCUGAGGAGACACCGGAGGCACCGUCGCAUCACCAACUCGCAGCAGCACCAGGCGGCGCUGAGACGCAUCCGCCAGCUUCAACAAACUCCGGAUGUGAGGCCGGUUCAUCGGGAACACACUCCCAGCCACAUGGUGACCUGGACCGGACCCGGCUUCGCCCGCGUCAAAGACGGCGCCGGCCUGGUGUUCACCAUCGACAACAUCCCCUACGCCAUGGAGUACGACAUCAUGAUCCGCUACGAGCCCGAGUCCACAGAGGACUGGGAGGCUGUGGUCAGCAUCACCUCCGUCCUGCUGCCCUCCAGCCUCCGCUGUGGGAACCUCCUGCCCACCGAGCAGCUCUACACCGUCACCCUGCCGCACCGCAACAGGUACAUCCAGAUGCCCAGGCCGUUCUGCUUCGAGCCCAGUAACCGCUACGUGGUGGCCAUCAGGUUCCAGCGUCACGGAGUCACACACCGACAUCUGACCGCCUUCAUCCUCAUUGACUCGCUGGUCCUGAUCCCCAAAUACACGGAGCUUCCUGGUUUCGAAGGCAACGAGCCGGAGGCGGAGCAGCGGCGGGACGAGAUGAUCCGCUACAUGUGUCUGGACUCCUUCAUGAUCACGCCGAUGCCCGCCCUGGCCGAGAUGUGCUCCAAACUCAUCUGCAGCAUCUCCUCCAUCAUUCACGACGGCGCUCUGCCCUGUCAGUGUGACCCUCAGGGCUCCCUCAGCGGAGAGUGCGAUAAGGUCGGAGGUCAGUGCCGAUGCAAACCCAACGUCAUGGGUCGACGCUGUGACCAGUGUUCACCAGGAACCUACGGCUUUGGAGCAAAUGGUUGCACUGCCUGCGACUGCCACUCAGAUGGUUCAGUGAGCCACCAGUGUGACCCAGUAACCGGCCAGUGCCAGUGCAGGCAGGGAGCCACCGGACGCCAGUGCUCCGACUGCCAGCCGGGCCAGUGGGGCUUCCCCAGCUGCAGCCCCUGCCAGUGCAACGGCCACGCCGACCUGUGCGACCCCCGUACAGGGGAGUGUGGAGGCUGCAGGGACUACACCGCCGGACACCUCUGUGAACGUUGUAUGGAUGGGUUCUUUGGAAACCCAGUGCUGGGAUCGGGGGAGCACUGUCGGCCCUGCCCCUGCCCCGGCAACCCCGGCUCCGACCACUUUAAUGGCCAUUCAUGCAACGCAGACCAUGCGUCCAAUCAGAUCAUCUGUAACUGCAGACAAGGCUACACUGGCCCCCGCUGUGACCAGUGCGCCCCCGGUUACUACGGCAACCCGGGGCAGUCCGGCGGCCAGUGCCUCCCGUGCAGCUGCAACGACAACAUCGACACCCAGGACCCCGAGUCGUGCGACCCGAGGACCGGCCGGUGCCUGAAGUGCCUGUACCACACCGACGGGCCGUCCUGCGACCGCUGCCAGCUCGGUUACUACGGCAACGCCUUGAACCGCGACUGCAGACGCUGCACCUGUGUGACCGCCGGAACCGUCCAGUCCGACUGCAGCGACGGCCGGUGCCACUGCGACCGGCAGGACGGAACCUGUCGCUGCAGGGAGAACGUGACCGGACACAACUGCGACCAGUGCGCCCCGAACCACUGGAACUACGGCCAGGACCGAGGCUGCGAGCCCUGCAACUGUGACCCGCAGCACGCCCUGGGAAGUCACUGCAACAUGUUCACGGGACACUGCCACUGUCGUCAAGGCUUCGGAGGGAAACAGUGCACCGAGUGUGAGCAGCUCCACUGGGGAGACCCGCAGGUGCAGUGUCAAGAGUGUAACUGCCACCACCUGGGCUCAGAACUGCUCCAGUGCGACCGACUAACCGGCGCAUGCGUGUGCCGGGAGGGCGCGGCGGGCAAACACUGCGACGAAUGUGCUCGGGGCUUCACCGGCGUCUUCCCCAAAUGCGUCCAGUGCCACCCGUGUUUCCAGCUGUGGGACGACGCCGUGUGCCAGAUCAAGAGAGACCUGGACCACAUCCAGGACACGGUGCAGAAGAUCCUGGACAGCGGCGUCACGCCGGGAAUCGGAGACUCGCGCAUCAAAGAGCUGGAGAGGAAACUGAAGCGAGUGAAGGAGCUGAUCAGCGCACAGGACAGCGACAAGAUCCACCAGCUGAUUGGACAGAGCAUCGACGACCUCAGGGCUGAGAUUGCUCUGACAGAUGGACGUCUGAUGAGCAUCGGCCGGGAGCUGAACGCAACAGCAGAAGAAGACAAGGUCCUGAAACGCAUCUUAAACAACUUGGAGAAGGAGCUGAGGGACGUUAACGCCACCGUGGCUCUCAAACAGAACCUCCUCGACGACUACCUCACCUCAGGGUUUGCAGAUCAGUUUGAGAAAGUGAAGAAGUACUAUCGGGAGUCGCAGCAGGCUGAGGAGAAAUGCAACGCGUCGGUGUCCGGUCCCAACAGUCCGGUGGAACAGUCCAAAGAGACCCGAGCGCUCACGGAGAAGCUGCUGGAAGCCAGUAAAGACAAGUUCUUCAAAGAUCUGGCAGCUCAGAACAAAUCCCUGAGCGAGCUGCAGCAGAAGAGCCACGACCUGGACAAGAAGGUGCAUCACCUGAGCCACAAGGUGUGCGGCGGUCACAGCAACGCCAGCGUCAACGUUAGUUGCCCGGACAGUCGUUGCGGCGGAGCCGGUUGCCGUGACGAUCAGGGCAACCGCGUGUGUGGAGGUGAAGGAUGCAACGGGACGGUCAGCGCCUCCACAGCGGCACUGAACGAUGCCAGGAACCUCUCAGACAGUCUGAACGCCGUCAACGACGAGCUGCAGGGCGUCUCCAAAAAGCUCCAGGACAUCGCCGCUCUGACGCAGGACGUGAAGAACCAGGCGAUGAACACACUGGAGAAGGCCCAGAAGAAGAAGGACCAGUUUGACAACAACAACAAGAAGCUCAAAGACUUCAUCAAGAAGAUCAAAGACUUCCUCACCGAGGAGGGAGCGGAUCCGGAGAGCAUCGAGCGGGUGGCCCAGCAGGUUCUGUCCAUCCAGCUGCCGCUCAACAGAACCACGCUGGACAAGAUGAUCAUGGAGAUCAAGGAGAACCUGGCCAACCUCACCGACAUCCAGGGGAUCGUCAACCAAACCUCGCAGCACAUCAGCAAAGCCAAGGAGCUGCUGGACAAAGCCAAAGAGGCCAAGAGUCGAGCAGAGGCGGUGAAGGACGCCGCCAACACCACCAAGCAGGCGCUGGAUGUUUCUGAGAAGGCCAUCGAGAAAGCCAAGACGGCCCUGAAGGAGGCCAAAGACAACCUGAACAGCACCAGGAACGCCACGGCCGCGGUGGAGGAGAAGCUGGUGCAGCUGGAGGACAAGCAGAUGGACGUCAUGAUGCGUUUAAACAACCUCUCCAUCGGCGUCGAGGCUCUGAGGAACAAGACGGAGCAGAACCGGCAGAUGGCUAAAGACGCCAGCGCUCUGGCUAACAACGCCACCCAGCUGGCGUCCUCUCUGGCUCAGAGCCUCAACGACACGGAGGAGCGGUACCGGGAGCUGAAGAUGAAGGUGGACGGUCUGGGUGAGGCCGGAAAUCUGACCGGCAUCCACCAGAGGGCCAAAGACAUCAAGAAGGACGCAGAAGAUCUGUUCAACAAAGCCAAGAACGGCAUAAAGCAGCUGGACAAACUGGAGAAAAAGUUCAAGAACCACGAGCAGCGGAUGGAGAAGCAGCGGCUGGAGCUGGACGAGCUGAAGGACAACGCCACGAUGGUGCGGGACGAGAUCCGGGAGCAGGUGCAGAAGUACAGCAACUGUCUGUGACGACUGAAGAACCACGCUGAGCGAAGCGCUGCUCUGGAGGUUGUCCCGCCGGUACGUCCAGUUUUACACAUUGACCUGUAAGUGUUAUAUCUCAGAGAAGCCCAGCACGGUGCCGCCGUGUGACGCCGACACGUCAGCGACACGACGCCACCGCGAGGCGCCUCGGCCUCUCAGGCGUCACAACGAGAGGAAGAGCUGUGGAGCGUUUGUGUUUCAUUGUGUAGGCCGUGAAGAAUCAACCUAAUCCAUCUCAUCAGUAACACACAGAAGGACUAUAUUAGAGCACGUUAUCGGACAGUUACUGGGACCAAAAGGGCUGCGAAGACUUUGUAUUGUUGCUGUAAUUUGACCUCAUUAUCCUGAUAUAUGUACACGGUGACACUCCUGUUGGGAAACUUGUGGAAUUAAAGUUUGUUAUUAUCACAAAAGAGAAUAAAGGCAGAAAUAUCCUUAUGAGUAAAAUUCAUCCUGAGGUGUGACGAUGGAGGAAAAUAAAUUUAAUACCAUUUAUGUACAUUA